This is a messenger RNA of Terrapene triunguis (Three-toed box turtle), 1901 nucleotides long. RefSeq names its product ring finger protein 138 (gene RNF138). The transcript is spliced from 8 exons. The record is from RefSeq and is a predicted model, not a curated record. Lineage: Eukaryota; Metazoa; Chordata; Testudines; Emydidae. Bases 316 to 1059 code for a protein of 247 amino acids.
CAAUGGUCUAGGAAAAGCCACACAGCAGAAAACAAAAGAGGGAGGGAGCUGCGGGCACCUCUGCUGCCAGGCUGGGCUGCCCCCCGUGCGAACGCCACGCAAGUCACUCCCACGGGACGCGGGGCUGCUCGCCCCGGGCGUGAGAGGCGUUCGGUGCAAGCGGCGGGGCUGCCUGGGGGCUGAACCGGCCGGGCGCCCAGGGCCCCGGAACUGCUGUCACAGGCUGGGCCCCUCCUUGGCCGACGCAAAGGGGAAGCUCAGGGCCUGACAGCGGCGGAGGGGCUCGAGCAAAGGGAGCGGUCAAGACUCACUGCCAUGGCCGAGGAACCUGCCACUAUUUGUUUCAAUGAAGAGGAUUUUUACUGUCCCGUGUGCCAGGAGGUGUUCAAAACGCCUGUGAGGACAGUAACCUGCCAACACAUCUUCUGCAGGAAAUGUUUCCUGACAGCAAUCCGAGAAAGUGGAACGCAUUGUCCUCUAUGCCGUGGAACUGUGACUAAAAAAGAAAGAUCAUGUCCCAAAAGGGCUCUAGAUGUUGAAAACAACAUGAAGAAGCUUUCUGGGUGUUGUAGAUGCUGUGAAAAACAGGUUAGGUUUUCUCGCAUGAGACACCAUUAUAAAACAUGUAAGAAGUAUCAGGAUGAAUAUGGUGUUCCUUCUAUUGUUCCAAACUUUCAGAUUUCCCAAGAUUCAACAGGGAACAGUAAUAGGAGUGAUACAUCUACAUUUGAUAACGGAGAGAUGGCUAAUCUUCAGACACUUCAGGGAGAUGCAAGUGCACAUCCCACAUUCAAAUGCCCCCUGUGUCAGGAAACCAACUUUACCCGGCAACACCUACUGGAUCAUUGUAACAAUAGACACCUUUAUCAGAUAGUUCCUGUAAUUUGUCCAAUUUGUGUGUCUCUUCCAUGGGCAGAUCCCAGUCAGGUUACUAGAAAUCUUGUUAGCCAUCUAAAUCUAAGACACCAGUUUGACUAUGGAGAAUUUGUGAAUCUUCAGCUUGAUGAAGAAACCCAGUACCAAAAUGCUGUUGAAGAAUCUUGUCACGUGACUAUUUAAAGUGUAGGUCCUCUGCAUCUUACUGCACUCUGAGGGAAAAGCUACAUGAAUCCAAUCAGUAAUCUGAAAUGUAUAUUAAUAAAAAGGGAAUUCAGUAUCUGUUUUUUUAGGUUAAAUAACUUUUCCAAGAACAAGAGUUUUUAAAAUGCUUUUUGAUUAGACAAAAAUGGAGUAAAUUUUAUUACUAGAUUUUUUUAAUUCUACCUAAUUGAUCGUACAGCUAUUGGAAAGGUGUUAAGUCAUUUUACUGAGUAGAGUUCUUUUACUUUAAGUAGGGACCUUGGUGGAGCUAUUCACUGUUGUCUUUUGAUUUCUGUGUACAUUUUCAUGGUUUUGUUGAUCUUGCAGUUAUAUUUUUGUUAAUGCCAAAUUCAGGGCGGAGGGUGGGAAUCAGAUGCAAAGAUGCUGUAUUUCACUUUGCUUUUUAUAGUCAGGGUUUCAUUUGCAAAAUUAUAUCCUCGGGAGAAUAUUUCUGUGUAACUUUUGUUUCAAGCUGAAGUGAUAUUUUUACUACCAUGAUUUCUAAUAAUAAAAGUGAGAAUGGCCAAUUUGGAAAGUUGAAAUAGUUGUUUUCAAUAGUGCAGCAUUUUAAAGCAGAUUGGUUUCACUUACAUCACUAAGAAGGAAUGCUAUAUCAUGGCCUGAGGGAAAUUAUUUCUAUUUUGUUAUUUCUCUGGUGCAUCACUAAAAUAGGACAUUUUGCUUCCUGGGCAGAGAGGCUAUGAGCUCUUCCCACACACCCUGCAAACUGGUGGGGAGAGGAAGUGCUUUGUGUCACUUGACAGUGUGCCUUGUGAAUGAUUUAAAGAUAACAUGCAAAGGAAAAAAGUGUUUUUUUGGUU